CCGAAGGGCGAAGAGCCUACCCGAUAAAACGAGGUGGAGGCGGACGUGUCAUCGUGCGAGAAAGACACGUGUGCGUAAGGCAGGGCAGCGCUGUACCAGUACAUACACCACUUGCCCGCGUAGAGUCCCUCUUUUGCGUUCAGUCUAUCGCUCUAACUGCCACCGGCAAGCUUCGCUGUUGCUCUCCUUCUCUCUGCAUUUUGCAGACCUCAUUAAUGUCUCUCGCAACCUCACUCUACUUUCUCUUGUUCAAGAUCUGAAAAUAGAGAGUUUGAGUUUGUAAUUUUUGAAAAAUUAGCUGAGCAUGAUUAUGUAGGGCGUGAUUUUCUUGGAUCUUUCUUGUGUCUUUAUGUCCUGCCUUUUUAUUUCCUGGAUUUACGAUCUGGUUGUCUUCUACAUUACGUGUUAUUUUUCUAAAAGCAAAAUUUAAAGACUGGCGUGCUCAUUGUUUCUGAAUGAGUGAAAAUGGAGCCCUUUCAGAGAAGGAGGUCCAAGAUUACGAGCUUCACCGGUGAUCUACUUGGCUCGACGGAACCUGCAUUCCGAGAAGGAAAAAGACAGCCCCAGAAACAGAAAAAAAUUCCAAAGUUGGCCUCUGAUUCUAGUUCAUGCAGUAGUGACACAGAUGAUGAUUCGCUGACAUUUGAGGUGGGGUGGAGAUCUUCAAAGCAAAGCAGAAGACCAAUGAAGAAGUUGUUAGCAGAAGAGAUGUCAAGAGAAACUCAAUCCAAGAGAAGAUCACCUGGUGUAAUUGCUAGAUUGAUGGGUCUUGAUGGUCUUCCACCUCAACAAUCUGCUCAUAAACAACAAAAGAGGUCCCUGGAGACUUAUCAACCGAGGACAGCAUCAGUAGAAAGAGCUCAAAGGAUUGGGGCAUCUUCUAGCCGCUUAUCUUUUAGGAAAAGCUCAAAGGAUGAGCAAGAAUUCAAAGAUGUGUUUGAAGUUUUAGAUGCAUCAAAGAUGGAGAGUAGCAAUAACAAAUUGCCGGAGACUUCAAAGACAAAAUUUACUGAUGCUGAGAUGGUUUUUAUUAAGCAGAAGUUCAUGGACGCAAAGCGUCUUUCAACUGAUGAAAGACUUCAGGAUUCAAAGGAAUUCCAUGAUGCGCUUGAGGUGCUAGACAACAACAAGGAUCUUCUGCUGAAAUUUCUUCAGCAACCAGAUUCAUUGUUCACAAAGCAUGUGAAUGAUCUAGGUGCCCCCCCUCAGUCCCAUUGUGUUCAUAUGUCAACAUUAACAUUAUCUAAUGCUCGGAAGUGUGAAAGCAGCGUCAUCAGUAGGAAAGCAGAAAGAGAAGCUCCACGAAAGAGUCAUUGUAAAUCUACUCAGAAACAUCUUGAUGGUAUUCCUAGUCACACUUACAGUAGAAAUAGUGGUCAAAGUUUCAAUAAGUCCCCAAAAGUUCAAUUGGAAGGGAAAGAAGACGCCACUGUUUUUCCUACAAGGAUUGUAGUUCUUAAACCAAAUCUUGGAAAGCUGCAGACUGCCAUCAGAAGGGUUUCAUCACCUCAUUCUUCGCAUGCUUAUCCGUCAGAAUGUAGAAAGCAUGCAGAAUUUCCAGGCACCAAUAAUAGGGAGGUGGAGUCAUGGGCGGAGAGAGAUAUUAAUGAUGUAGGGUUUUCGAGGCAUAAUUGUAAAGAAUCUAGAGAAAUUGCCAAGGAAAUCACUAGGAAUAUGAGAAAUAGUUUUAGCAAUGGUUCCAUGAAUUUUUCAAUUUCUGGAUUUAAAGGAUAUGCAGGGGAUGAGAGUUCAAAUAACAUGUCUGGAAGUGAGUCUGCAAAUGAUUCGAAGUUUAAAAUAGUGACUUACAGAGAUGAGUUUAAAAGACAUAAAAGAUCUCGAUCUUCAUCUUCCCGUUCUGCAGAAUCAUCUGUGUGUAGGGAGGCCAGGAAGAGACUCUCAGAGAGGUGGAUGAUGUCCCACAAGUCUCAGGACUUGGGAGUUAUUAGUAGGGGCAGCACAUUGGGUGAAAUGCUUGCUAUUCCAGAUGGGGAAGUGAGGCCUGCAGAUUUGGAUGCUAUGGUUGGAGAGGAAGGAUCCACCGACACAUUUUGCAGUGGAAACGGACCAGAAAUCCUUUUUGAACCUUUGGGUAUUAGCAGUCGCGAUGGAUGGAAGGAUGAUGGUGUUGGAAUUUUGUCAAGAUCAAGAUCUCUCCCUGCUUCUUCUACCUUUAGAAGUCCCAAAGCCAGUAUGCAGCAUGACACCCUUAAUGAUGACAGGUAUAUGAUGUCAAAAGAGACUGUGAAGCGUGAAAGAAGCAAGGCAGGGAAGGGAAAUCUAAACCAGAAAGAUUGUUCAUCGGGAAGAACGUCGAGAUCAAGCAGUAAGAAAUCUUCACGCUGCACAAGUAGGGAGAGUUAUCACAACUCACCGGAUAUUUCAUUCAACUAUCAUCAAUUUGACAGCCAUUUCAAGCAGGUUCACCCAUAUGAAGAAAGUUUUAUGAUGUCAGAGACAAAUGAGAGUGUUAAUGAUACAAAUUCAGUUGCUGAAAAUGUGUUGGAUGUGGGACAUGAGAACACAAGCAUCUCUUCUUCUGAAUCUCCAAAUUCAGAAUUAUCAGCUCCUCUAAUGUUAAAGGGCAAUUCAUCAACUGUUGACUUGGAUGUUUUAAGUUCAAAGGAACCAUCUGAUGCACCAUCAAAAGAAGUCCCUUUGCAUCAUCCUCACCCUGUAUCUGGAGUAGAAUCUCCAGCGAGCUCUAAGGAGGCUGAUCAGCCCAGUCCAGUUUCAAUUCUGGAAGCUCCUUUUGCUGAUGAUAUGUCAUGUGGUUCUGAGUACUUUGGGGGUGUCAGUGCCGAUCUCCAUGGGCUUCGGAUGCAACUUCAACUACUCAAGUUGGAGUCAGAUGGAUAUGAAGAGGGACAUAUGCUUAUUUCAAGCGAUGAAGAGGAAAAAUGUGUUCAGAUUAUGGAUGAUAAGAGCAUAAGAAAAGCUGAAGAUAACUGGGAGUCUUCUUAUGUAGCUGACCUCUUAAUCGAGUCUGGAUUUAAUGGUGUUAACUCUGAUACAUUUAUUGCAGCAUGUCACUCUACAGAAAGCCCAGUGAGUCCAUCGGUAUUCGAAGAACUUGAAAAGAAGUACGGUAGUCUAACCUGUUGGACAAAGUCAGAAAGGAAGCUAAUGUUUGACAUCAUAAAUGAAAAGCUCAUGGAAAUUCACCAGCAAUGUACAGAUCCACGUCCAUGGAUGAGGCCUGAAUGGAAGAAGACCGAGCUCCAGGAGAGGGUGCACAAGUUCGUGUCGAACCAAAAGAACAACGUUAACAAGGAUGCCGGGGACAAGGUGCUAGCAAGAGAAUCACAGUGGCUGGAUAUAGGAGAUUAUGUCGAUGCAAUUGGUAAGGAAAUCGAGAAAGUAUUGGUAGAUGAACUAAUAGGAGAGGUAGUAGCCAUAUAAACAUAUGCCUGUUUUCGCUCUAGGAAGUUACGUAUUCACAAAUGAAAGUGACGGAAUUGCCAUUUCUUAGGAUACGAAUAAAAUGGGUCUAUCUUUACGUAUAAA
Molecule: messenger RNA, 3507 nt
Organism: Mangifera indica (mango)
Lineage: Eukaryota; Viridiplantae; Streptophyta; Magnoliopsida; Sapindales; Anacardiaceae
Exons: 6
Coding region: 466-3402 (978 amino acids)
Source: RefSeq, a predicted model, not a curated record